AUGCCUGCCGCCGGCCGUGCCCCCCGCCCGGGCUCGGCUGGGCUCCGCGCAGACGUUGCCGGCCGCGAUCUGAACCGAGGGGCGCAGCGCAGCCGGCAGCCCGAGGCAUCCUGUUGCGCUGAGUCCACAGUGAGGAGGCGAGAAGCAGCGUCUUCCGAAAGAGCCUCUCCCCAGGUUGAGAUUCGCUCCUGGCUGGGAACAAUGGCUGCACUGCCAAGGCUGGUUUGUGCGUCUUCGGUCGUGUUGGUGGUCUGGGCUGGUUUUUGUUCUGCAGUAUGUGUGGAAGUUCCAUCAGAGACAGAGGCUGUUCAAGGAACGCACAUGAAGCUACUCUGCAUCUCCUGCAUGAAGAGGGAAGAGGUCACAGCCAGCACGGUGGUGGAAUGGUUCUACAGGCCGGAGGGUGGAAAAGAUGAACCUAUCUACGAGUACAGGAAAACGAACCACGAAUUUCCAAGCCGCUUCAGUGGUCGGUUACAGUGGAAUGGGAGUAAAGACAUGCAGGAUGUAUCCAUCACUGUGUUAAACGUGACCUUGAACGAUUCGGGUAUCUACACAUGUAACAUCACCCGGGAGUUUGAGUUCGAGAUUCACCGACCUCUCUUCACCAGCUCCAGAUUGAUCCACCUCACUGUGGUGGAGGAGGCUGGAGAAGACUUCACCUCGGUCAUCUCUGAAAUUAUGAUGUAUAUUCUGCUGGUCUUCCUCACCUUGUGGCUGCUGAUAGAAAUGGUCUAUUGCUACAGGAAAGUCUCUAAGGCAGAGGAGGCUGCCCAGGAAAAUGCGACAGACUAUCUUGCGAUUCCAUCAGAAAACAAGGAAAACUGUGCCGUGCCUGUAGAGGAAUAG
Molecule: messenger RNA, 849 nt
Organism: Gymnogyps californianus (California condor)
Lineage: Eukaryota; Metazoa; Chordata; Aves; Accipitriformes; Cathartidae
Gene: SCN3B
Product: sodium voltage-gated channel beta subunit 3
Exons: 6
Coding region: 1-849 (282 amino acids)
Biological process (GO): regulation of heart rate by cardiac conduction; ventricular cardiac muscle cell action potential; sodium ion transport
Cellular component (GO): voltage-gated sodium channel complex
Molecular function (GO): sodium channel regulator activity
Source: RefSeq, a predicted model, not a curated record